Messenger RNA from Marchantia polymorpha subsp. ruderalis, 1243 nucleotides. NCBI's taxonomy places the organism in Eukaryota, Viridiplantae, Streptophyta, Marchantiopsida, Marchantiales, Marchantiaceae. The record is from the annotation of a GenBank genome assembly.
CUCGCGGGGCUCGUUGGCGUGCCUGGGGCAUGGCUGGUUCUGGAGUAAUCUGCUGGGCUGGAGUAAUCUGCCAGAGCGAUCGAUCGAGGAUGUUGUGGCGGUGGGAUGAUGCAUCGACCCGGUUGUCGCUCGGGUGCCAAGAGUGUAGCUCGUGCGCUUCGCGGUGCUUCGCUCGCAUCGUCGCAUAAAGCAUGUGGCGGGCUGCACGAGAUGGCAACGAUUUGCGCUCCGAUCUAGACCGAAGAGAGACCGAGAGGGCACGAGAGUGAUGGGAGGCGGUGAGCACUAUUGAUUCCUCGACCGACCGACCGAUCGAUCGAUCAAUCAAGAAAUCCAUCGAUCCGCCGAUCGGUUCCCUCCCGCCUCCUCCAUCUUGUCCGCUUUCGUCUCUGGGUUCUCCUUUUCGUGCUAACGGACGAAUCCCUGUGUCUGAGUUUCUGCCACUUUCAGACGUAGCUGGUGCUACGACUGCUGCUGCUGCAGCUGCAGCUUCUGAGGCGGCGACGACGACCACCGCUAACAGCCCUUCCACUAGUGCCGCCGCUGCGCUGCUGCAGGAAGCCACAUGACGAGCACCAUGGAAUGUCGCGAAACUAGGGCUUUGCCAGAGUUCGCCAUAGACUAUGGGCACGAAGCGCUGUCGCACAAUGAUGAUGAGCGCGAAAUCUCGCUGACCUUCGACGGCAGAGGCGGAACCCGGUGGAGGACACACGUGAAGUUCGAGUCGGGCACGUUCAGCGCGAGGAUCCUGACCCCCGAGGGCGACACGAGCGGGCUCAACACGAGCUUCUAUCUGUCGUCCCAGGAGGGCGACAACAGUCAGGACGAGAUCGAUUUCGAUUUCCUCGGCAAGGAUAAGACGAGCGUGCACACGAAUUAUUAUAGUAAUGGGAAUGGGAAUCACGAGAUGAUUUGCAAGCUGAAUUUCGACACUUCCAAGGCCUUUCACGAGUACACCAUCCGGUGGCUGCCUUCUCGAAUCGAGUGGCUCGUCGACGGCAAAACCAUCCGCUUUGAGGAGAAGCGCGAGGGCGAUUACUUUCCUCAAAUGCCCAUGUACCUCUACGCAUCCCUCUGGAACGCCGGUAGCAUCGACAACGGACGCUGGGCUGGUCCUUACUCGGGGUCCCAUGCUCCCUACGUGUGCAAGUAUCGAGAUGUUCGCAUUCCUGUACAUUCGCAUUCCAAGAAACCCAGUCAAUAAUAAACGUCCAGCCUCUCUGAAGCUCUUCGCACUUUUUCC